AUGAAGAAUUUCUUUGUUGCCGUUUUCUUCGUUUUGACUUUUGUCAAUUCGGAUCAAUUGUUGGCCGACUGGAACUCCCAGUUUUAUCCUGAUCGUUUUGCACAUACGUUAUCCUCAUCAAAGAAACAGGCUAACAUGGAUAUUGGGCUAAUUGCUGAUUAUUGGGCCAGGAAACUGGGAAAACAACAAAGUUUGGCCCUUUUAUCAGAAACAAUAAUUGCAGUAGAUAAUUUAAAGAAGGAGCUGAAGGAUUACGGGGCAGAUACUCGGGCCAUCAUUGAGGUCCUGGAUGGAAAGAUCGACGCAUUCAGUUGCACCUGUUCCGCUGAUGACGCCACGAGCAUUGGUAAAAUCCCCAGCUCCUGUCAAGAUCUAAAAGCUAUUGGUAAUACAGAAAGUGGACUCUACUCUGUACUGGGAAGUAAACAAGUCGAAACUGUUUAUUGCGAUUUCACCGAAGCAACUGACGGACCAGGUUUCCAAAAAUGGAUCGGUUAUCAAGACGUAAAAUCAAUGCCGACGUACUUCUACGUGCAGAAAACCAAAAGUUUUUCAGCUAAAAACACUCCGAUUCCGUUUGAGCGCGCGAUACUCAACAUCGGAGGAGCCAUGAAUUUAGAAAGCGGGAAAUUUAAAGCACCCGUUACGGGAACUUAUUUUUUCUCUUUUAUUGGACUCGUGCAAUAUCCAAUCACGUCUACGGUACUCAACGAGCUAUCCGUAAUGCUCUACCAGAAUGGCCAAGUGGUAGGAAGGGGUCAGUUUAACGAAGUCGAUGCCGUCAACAAUGUUUAUUACCUGAGUCCAGUAACCGUUCAAUCUACGCUGAUGUUGAAAGCCGGAGACGAGGUAUGGUUAGAGGCUAGUUACGUGUUGUUUAGCGUAGGCUAUCUAUUCGACUCCGAUGGUACCCGUUACACGCAUUUUAAUGGCUGGCUUUUAGAAGAAGACAUCGCCCAUUCAUUGUAAUUGUUUUAAAUUGGAUAAUAAAUUAAAAUAUACUUGUCUUAACUGGCGA
Molecule: messenger RNA, 1018 nt
Organism: Daphnia magna
Lineage: Eukaryota; Metazoa; Arthropoda; Branchiopoda; Diplostraca; Daphniidae
Exons: 7
Coding region: 1-969 (322 amino acids)
Molecular function (GO): protein binding
Source: RefSeq, a predicted model, not a curated record